Messenger RNA from Mastomys coucha (southern multimammate mouse), 2097 nucleotides. It is a transcript of the gene Ca8, whose product is annotated as carbonic anhydrase 8. Lineage: Eukaryota; Metazoa; Chordata; Mammalia; Rodentia; Muridae. The record is from RefSeq and is a predicted model, not a curated record. Gene Ontology annotation, molecular function: zinc ion binding; carbonate dehydratase activity. Bases 113 to 988 code for a protein of 291 amino acids. The transcript is spliced from 9 exons.
ACGUGCAAGCCUGCGCCGGGCCGCUACUGCUCGCGCUCGCGGGGACUGCCACGCUCUGCGCAGUCCCCAGCCCCGCGCCUGUCGCGGCUGCACCCGCGCCGCAGAGCUGCCCAUGGCUGACUUGAGCUUCAUUGAGGAUGCAGUCGCCUUCCCGGAGAAGGAGGAAGACGAGGAAGAGGAGGAGGAGGAGGGCGUGGAGUGGGGUUACGAGGAAGGUGUUGAGUGGGGCUUAGUGUUUCCUGAUGCUAAUGGGGAGUACCAGUCACCUAUCAACCUCAACUCCAGAGAAGCCAGGUAUGACCCCUCACUGCUGGAUGUCCGCCUAUCUCCAAACUACGUGGUAUGCCGGGACUGUGAAGUCACCAACGAUGGACAUACCAUUCAAGUCAUCCUGAAGUCGAAAUCAGUUUUGUCAGGAGGACCUCUGCCUCAGGGACAGGAGUUUGAACUGUAUGAAGUUAGAUUUCACUGGGGAAGAGAAAACCAGCGUGGUUCUGAGCACACGGUCAAUUUCAAAGCCUUUCCUAUGGAGCUCCACCUGAUCCACUGGAAUUCCACGCUGUUUGGCAGCAUUGAUGAGGCGGUUGGGAAGCCCCACGGCAUCGCCAUCAUCGCACUCUUCGUUCAGAUAGGGAAGGAGCAUGCUGGCUUGAAGGCCGUCACUGAGAUACUCCAGGACAUUCAAUAUAAGGGAAAAUCCAAAACAAUACCAUGCUUUAAUCCUAACACUUUAUUACCAGACCCCCUUCUGCGGGAUUACUGGGUCUAUGAAGGAUCUCUUACUAUCCCACCUUGCAGCGAAGGAGUUACCUGGAUAUUAUUCCGAUACCCUUUAACUAUAUCCCAGCUUCAGAUAGAAGAAUUUCGAAGGCUGAGAACACAUGUCAAGGGGGCAGAACUUGUUGAGGGCUGCGAUGGGAUUUUGGGAGACAAUUUCCGACCUACCCAGCCCCUGAGUGACAGAGUCAUCCGAGCGGCAUUUCAGUAGCCAGAGAGACCGGAACAAGCCCAUCUGCAUCAGGGGAGAAGACGGUGACCCUCACAGUCCCUUGACGAGGAGUGCAAGCUCUUGAGUGGCAGCUUCGUUUUAACCCUCAAGCCUGCAUUAUCUUCCGUUACUGCAGCUUUGGUGGAUGUCUGGGACCAUUGUCUGUAUACGUGCUGUUAUGAAAUAUUAGAAGUAGCUGUUCAUUGUAAAGAAAAUCAGUGUGUAUGCACACACUACAGCUUCUGGAAGUCAUACUUUUGCACAUACUGCUUGUUGCUUAUGUGUAGAAAGAAUAAAAGUAGUUUUCAGACUUAUUAAUAUGACUGUAUCAUAUAUCAAUAUGAGAUAAGAAAGACACAUUCCCAGAACCAAGUCAUUUAUCUCCUGUCUGUAUUAGAAGAUAUGCUCACUAGUGUAUUUCUUGAUAAUAAAGUAACAGUUCUGAUCUACAACAGCUUAGAACAUCAAAAUACAAUAUGGAAGGAAUCAUAAAAAUUAUCUCGUGUUUUUUUUCCAAUAAUUGCACCAAAUUUAAUGUCAAACUGGUUUGUCAUGGGAAAUAAUUCAAACUUAAUGCAAAAACACUUUACAUAUUUUUUUAAAAAAGAAUUUAAUUGAAUCUAAUAUAGUUAUGGCAUAUCUGAAAGCAUGGCUUCUAAGGAGUUAAGAAUAGCACAAAAAUAAAUGGGAAAAAAAGAUGAGAACAGCAUAGCAGUCACAGCUUUGUUUCCAUAAUAGAAAUAUAAAUCCAUUGGUAUACCAUGUUAAUCUAGUAUUGUAUACUUUGUAAGUCUUCAAAAUACAUUAUAGAUUGGACUUCUGUGGUGAGGUAAGAUAAAGGUCAUGCCCUUCUUUUCAGUUAAGCUCAUCCUAAUCAUAUCUCAGUUCAAUGUGACAGAAUGGUGCAGACCAGACUGGCCUUAAUCUCACAGAGAUUUGCCUGAAUCUGUUGGAAUUGAUAUGUGCCACUUAGCCCAAUCAAUAUUUUUAUGUAUGAAGACCCCCUCGAGUGCUAAUUGCAUCUGAUUCAGAAUCGAAACAUUAGUGUGUGUUUAUAUGAGUGGAUUUGAAAGUUUAAUUCAUCUACCAAUAAAACUGUAAAUAGCUAU